AUGAGUGGAAUACCCCCCCCUCCUCCUGGUUUUGAAGAGGACGGAGAUUUAUCACUUCCACCGCCACCACCACCACCACCCGGAUUUGAGAUCAAAGAACUAAAUAACCCAUUAGAACAAUCAUGGGUAAGUGAAAAUACAUUUCUUCCGCCUCCACCACCUCCUCCAAGUGACUUUGAAAUAGAUAUUGAGCAAACUGCAGAAACUACUCUACCACCGCCACCGCCACCGCCAGGUCUUGAUGGACAAGAGAAGAGUAUAGCAAAAAAUGAAGGAUUACAUGGAAAAAGGAAAUUGGAUUCAUUGAAGGGGUCUUUCAUCACUAGAAAAGUAAGAAAGCGUCAAAAAAAAAUGGCCAGAAAGGUAGACAAAACCAGUUUUUAUUCUCCUAAAGCCGAAAUGCCUCCUGAACAUCUAAGGAAAAUUAUCAAUAAUCAUAGCGACAUGGCCUCCAAAAUGUACAAUACAGACAAAAAGGCAUUUUUAGGCGCUCUAAAGUACUUACCACAUGCAAUAUUGAAAUUGUUAGAGAACAUGCCUCAUCCAUGGGAGCAGGCUAAAGAAGUCAAGGUUUUAUAUCACACUUCAGGGGCCAUAACAUUUGUGAAUGAAACACCGAGAGUAAUAGAACCCGUGUAUACCGCUCAAUGGUCAGCCACGUGGAUAGCAAUGAGAAGGGAAAAACGAGAUAGGACCCAUUUUAAAAGAAUGAGAUUCCCACCUUUCGAUGAUGAUGAACCCCCUUUGUCAUAUGAACAGCACAUAGAAAACAUUGAGCCACUGGACCCUAUAAAUCUUUCCUUAGACUCUCAAGAUGAUGAGUAUGUUAAGGAUUGGCUCUACGAUUCUCGACCCUUGGAGGAAGAUGGUAAAAAAGUCAAUGGUACAUCCUACAAAAAGUGGAAUUUUGAAUUACCUGAAAUGUCGAACUUGUAUAGAUUAUCGACGCCACUGCGAGACGAAAUAACUGAUAAAAACUACUACUAUCUUUUCGAUAAAAAGUCUUUUUUUAAUGGCAAAGCACUUAACAACGCAAUUCCUGGUGGACCUAAAUUCGAGCCUUUAUACCCAAGAGAGGAAGAAGAAGAUUAUAAUGAAUUCAAUUCUAUAGAUAGAGUUAUAUUCAGAGUCCCUAUUAGAAGCGAAUACAGGGUAGCAUUUCCUCAUCUAUACAAUUCAAGACCACGUUCAGUGCAUAUACCUUGGUAUAAUAAUCCAGCGUCGUGUAUUAUUCAGAAUGAUGAGGACUACGACACAUCUGCAUUUUUUUUUGAUUCAUCUUUAAAUCCAAUACCUCACUUCACCGAUAAUACUAUCUCCUCAAGCGCCUUAAACGCAAAGGAUAGCGAUUUUACUUUGUCUGAAAAUUUUGCACCCCUUCUUGCUGAAGAGGAAGAGCUUGCUUUGCCUAACACGAAGGAUGCCAUGUCACUAUAUCAUUCACCUUAUCCAUUUAAUAGGACCACUGGCAAAAUGGUGAGAGCACAAGACGUUGCCUUAGCUAAAAAAUGGUUUCUACAACAUCCCGAUGACGAGUACCCUGUUAAAGUUAAGGUGUCUUAUCAAAAGCUACUGAAGAACUACGUACUUAACGAACUACAUCCUACUUCACCUACGAAUCACAAUAAAACUAAAUUAUUGAAAAGUCUAAAAAGUACAAAAUAUUUUCAGCAAACCACGAUUGAUUGGGUAGAGGCAGGACUCCAGUUAUGUCGUCAAGGACACAAUAUGCUAAAUCUAUUGAUUCACCGAAAGGGCCUAACUUAUUUACAUCUUGACUAUAAUUUCAAUUUGAAACCAACGAAAACCUUAACGACAAAAGAACGUAAAAAAUCAAGACUUGGUAACUCUUUCCACCUGAUGCGAGAGCUACUGAAAAUGAUGAAACUGAUUGUAGAUACGCAUGUCCAGUUUAGAUUGGGAAAUAUUGACGCAUUCCAAUUAGCAGAUGGUAUACAUUAUAUUCUGAACCAUUUGGGACAGUUAACUGGUAUUUAUCGUUAUAAAUAUAAGGUAAUGCACCAGAUUCGUGCAUGCAAAGAUCUGAAACACGUCAUAUAUUACAAAUUCAAUAAGAAUUUGGGAAAAGGUCCCGGUUGUGGGUUUUGGCAACCUGCAUGGAGGGUAUGGCUAAGUUUUUUAAGAGGCACCAUACCCUUACUAGAAAGAUAUAUUGGAAACCUUAUUACUCGACAAUUUGAGGGUCGGUCUAAUGAAAUUGUUAAAACCACAACUAAACAAAGACUUGAUGCGUACUAUGAUCUUGAGUUACGAAACUCGGUUAUGGAUGACAUACUAGAAAUGAUGCCUGAAAGCAUCCGACAAAAAAAAGCAAGAACUAUAUUACAACAUUUAAGUGAGGCUUGGAGGUGUUGGAAAGCCAAUAUUCCUUGGGACGUUUCUGGCAUGCCGGCCCCUAUUAAAAAGAUAAUAGAACGAUAUAUAAAAGCCAAAGCUGAUGCCUGGGUUUCUGCAGCUCAUUAUAAUAGAGAACGUAUCAAGCGUGGUGCUCACGUCGAAAAGACUGUGGUUAAAAAGAACUUAGGGCGCUUAACGAGACUCUGGAUCAAAAAUGAACAGGAACGUCAAAAGCAAAUACAGAAAAACGGACCUGAAAUAACACCCGAAGAGGCUACAACGAUUUUUUCUGUCAUGGUUGACUGGCUUGAAUCAAGGAGCUUUUCACCAAUACCAUUUCCUCCUUUAACAUACAAGAAUGAUACUAAGAUUUUGGUUCUUGCACUGGAAGAUUUAAAAGAUGUCUACGCAUCAAAAGCACGUUUAAAUGCAUCUGAAAGAGAAGAGCUUGCGUUGAUAGAAGAAGCUUAUGAUAAUCCUCACGAUACAUUAAACAGAAUUAAGAAGUACCUGCUGACCCAACGCGUUUUUAAGCCUGUCGACAUAACUAUGAUGGAAAACUAUCAAAAUAUCUCCCCUGUUUAUUCAGUAGACCCCUUGGAAAAAAUUACCGAUGCGUAUCUUGAUCAAUAUUUGUGGUACGAAGCCGACCAACGGAAGCUUUUCCCAAACUGGAUAAAACCAAGCGAUUCAGAGAUACCACCUCUUCUAGUCUAUAAAUGGACUCAGGGUAUAAAUAACUUAUCUGAAGUUUGGGACGUAUCCAGGAGUCAAUCUACGGUUUUGCUUGAGACUACAUUAGGUGAAAUGGCCGAAAAAAUUGACUUUACUUUACUUAAUAGAUUACUUCGCCUGAUCGUAGAUCCAAAUAUUGCUGACUACAUUACUGCAAAAAAUAAUGUUGUAAUCAACUUCAAGGAUAUGAGCCACGUCAAUAAAUAUGGCUUAAUACGGGGAUUAAAAUUCGCCUCAUUCAUAUUCCAAUAUUACGGACUAGUUAUAGAUCUUUUAUUACUAGGCCAAGAGAGGGCUGCUGAUUUGGCUGGUCCAGCUAACAAUCCAAACGAAUUUAUGCAAUUCAAGAGCGCAGAAAUAGAAAAAGCACAUCCAAUCAGACUUUAUACCAGGUAUCUGGAUCGUAUAUAUGUUCUUUUUCGCUUGGAAGAGGAUGAGGGUGAUGAAUUAACUGAUGAAUACUUAGCGGAAAAUCCUGAUCCAAACUUCGAGAAUAGCAUUGGAUAUAAUAAUAGAAAAUGUUGGCCCAAAGAUUCGCGCAUGAGGUUAAUCCGUCAAGACGUUAACCUAGGGCGAGCAGUAUUCUGGGAAGUUCAAGGUAGGGUACCAAAUUCAUUAACAUCGAUUAAAUGGGAGAAUGCUUUUGUUUCAGUAUAUAGCAAAAACAAUCCGAACUUACUCUUUUCCAUGUGCGGAUUUGAGGUCAGGAUAUUACCAAGACAGAGGAUGGAAGAAGUGGUUUCUAAUGAUGAAGGUGUUUGGGAUUUAAUUGACGAACGAACGAAGCAAAGGACCGCAAAAGCUUACUUGAAAGUAUCCCAGGAGGAAAUUGAUAAAUUUGACAGUAGAAUAAGGGGUAUAUUAAUGGCUUCCGGUUCAACAACUUUUACUAAAGUGGCCGCGAAAUGGAACACGUCCUUGAUAUCUCUUUUCACGUACUUUAGAGAGGCUAUUGUCGCUACAGAGCCGUUACUGGAUAUCCUGGUGAAAGGAGAAACCCGAAUUCAAAAUCGUGUUAAACUAGGUUUAAAUUCAAAAAUGCCAACAAGAUUUCCGCCCGCCGUUUUCUAUACCCCAAAGGAGCUUGGUGGUUUAGGUAUGAUUAGUGCUUCUCAUAUUUUAAUCCCUGCAUCCGAUUUGAGUUGGUCAAAACAGACUGAUACCGGAAUUACACAUUUCCGAGCUGGUAUGACGCAUGAGGACGAAAAAUUGAUCCCCACUAUUUUUCGUUACAUUACUACUUGGGAAAAUGAAUUCUUAGAUUCUCAGAGGGUAUGGGCCGAAUAUGCGACAAAAAGGCAGGAAGCUAUUCAGCAAAACAGAAGAUUGGCUUUCGAAGAACUUGAAGGAUCGUGGGAUCGUGGUAUACCUCGUAUUAGCACCUUGUUUCAAAGAGAUAGACACACUCUGGCAUAUGAUAGGGGUCACAGAAUUCGUAGGGAAUUUAAACAGUAUUCUUUAGAGAGAAAUAGUCCGUUUUGGUGGACAAAUUCUCACCAUGAUGGUAAAUUAUGGAACUUGAAUGCGUACAGAACCGACGUUAUUCAAGCCCUCGGAGGUAUUGAAACCAUCUUAGAACAUACUUUAUUCAAGGGGACUGGUUUUAAUUCAUGGGAGGGUUUGUUUUGGGAAAAAGCGUCCGGUUUUGAGGAUUCAAUGCAAUUUAAAAAGCUAACUCAUGCACAAAGAACAGGUUUGAGCCAGAUUCCAAAUCGUAGAUUCACCUUAUGGUGGUCGCCAACUAUUAACAGAGCAAAUGUGUAUGUCGGUUUCUUAGUACAGUUAGAUCUGACUGGUAUUUUCCUCCAUGGUAAAAUUCCCACUUUAAAAAUAUCUUUGAUACAAAUAUUCCGUGCUCAUCUGUGGCAAAAAAUACACGAAAGUAUAGUCUUUGAUAUUUGUCAAAUCCUUGAUGGUGAGCUAGAUGUUUUGCAAAUCGAAUCUGUAACGAAAGAGACAGUCCAUCCUCGUAAAUCAUACAAAAUGAACUCUUCUGCUGCUGAUAUCACCAUGGAAAGUGUUUACGAAUGGGAAGUUUCUAAACCUUCUCUAUUACAUGAAACAAAUGACUCUUUUAAGGGAUUGAUGACCAGUAAAAUGUGGUUUGAUGUGCAAUUGAGAUAUGGUGAUUACGAUUCUCAUGAUAUAUCUCGUUAUGUAAGAGCAAAAUUCCUUGAUUAUACCACAGAUAACGUAAGCAUGUAUCCCUCACCAACAGGUGUUAUGAUUGGUAUCGAUUUGGCCUAUAACAUGUAUGAUGCUUAUGGUAAUUGGUUCAAUGGAUUAAAGCCUUUGGUACAAAAUAGUAUGAGGACGAUUAUGAAGGCUAACCCAGCAUUAUACGUUCUUCGUGAACGUAUUAGAAAAGGUCUUCAAAUAUAUCAAUCUAGCGUACAGGAGCCGUUCUUAAACUCCUCAAACUAUGCUGAACUAUUCAAUAAUGAUAUCAAACUUUUUGUUGACGACACUAAUGUUUAUAGAGUUACUGUUCACAAGACUUUUGAAGGUAACGUUGCGACAAAGGCAAUAAAUGGUUGUAUUUUUACUUUAAAUCCAAAGACUGGGCAUCUUUUCUUAAAAAUCAUCCAUACCUCUGUAUGGGCCGGUCAAAAACGUCUAAGUCAGUUGGCGAAAUGGAAAACAGCCGAAGAAGUUAGUGCUCUUGUAAGGUCUCUUCCCAAGGAAGAACAACCUAAACAAAUUAUUGUCACACGAAAGGCAAUGCUUGAUCCUUUGGAAGUUCAUAUGCUUGACUUUCCCAACAUAGCGAUUAGACCAACGGAAUUGAGACUACCGUUUUCAGCUGCGAUGUCAAUAGAUAAACUUUCCGAUGUUGUAAUGAAAGCAACCGAACCUCAAAUGGUUCUUUUCAAUAUUUAUGAUGAUUGGUUGGACCGCAUUUCAUCAUACACCGCCUUUUCUAGACUUACACUACUUUUAAGGGCUUUGAAAACAAAUGAAGAAAGCGCCAAAAUGAUUCUACUCAGUGACCCGACGAUCGCUAUCAAAUCAUACCAUUUAUGGCCUUCAUUCACUGACGAACAAUGGAUCAAUAUCGAAUCUCAAAUGAGAGAUUUAAUUUUGACAGAAUAUGGAAGAAAAUACAACGUUAAUAUUUCUGCCUUGACUCAAACGGAAAUUAAGGAUAUUAUAUUGGGGCAGAAUAUUAAAGCGCCAUCUGUCAAAAGGCAAAAGAUGGCCGAAUUAGAGGCUGCUAGGAAUGAAAGACAAAACGACGAAGAAACGACAGGAGCAUCAACUGUUAUGAAGACUAAAACUAUCAAUGCUCAAGGCGAAGAAAUAGUUGUAGUAGCUUCUGCUGAUUAUGAAAGUAAAACGUUCAGCUCAAAGAAUGAAUGGAGGAAAUCUGCAAUUGCUAAUACAUUAUUACAUUUGAGAUUGAAAAAUAUUUACGUUUCAGCCGAUGACUUUGUGGAGGAACAGAAUGUUUACGUUCUUCCUAAAAAUUUACUAAAGAAUCUUAUCGAGAUAUCUGAUGUGAAAAUUCAGGUGGCUGCCUUUCUUUAUGGUAAGGAGGCCAAGGAUCAUCCGAAAGUAAAGGAAAUCAAAACUGUUGCGUUAGUACCCCAGUUGGGCCACGUAGGGUCAGUUCAGUUGAGCAACAUUCCUGACAUUGGAAGCCUUCCAGACACAAAAGGACUCGAACUAUUAGGUUGGAUUCAUACUCAAACAGAAGAGUUCAAAUUUAUGACGGCAUCUGAAGUAACAACUCACUCCAAACUUUUUGCGGAUAAAAAAAGAGACUGUAUUGAUAUUUCCAUUUUCUCCUCACCGGGGUCAAUAUCAUUAAGCGCUUACAAUCUAACCGAUGAAGGUUACCAAUGGGGAGAAGAAAACAAGGACAUAACAAAUGUGAUAUCAGAAGGGUUUGAACCUACAUUUAGCACGCAUGCGCAACUUUUACUUUCUGAUCGUAUCAUAGGUAAUUUUAUAAUCCCAUCGAGAAACGUUUGGAACUACACAUUUAUGGGCACAGCAUUUAACCAAGAAGGAGAUUACACUUUCAAAUACGGUAUUCCUUUGGAAUUUUAUAAUGAGAUGCAUCGUCCCGUUCACUUUUUGCAGUUUAAUGAGUUAGCAGACGAUGAAGAGUUAGAAGCUGAGCAAGUAGACGUAUUCAGCUAG
Messenger RNA from Saccharomyces mikatae IFO 1815, 7239 nucleotides. RefSeq names its product U4/U6-U5 snRNP complex subunit PRP8 (gene PRP8). NCBI's taxonomy places the organism in Eukaryota, Fungi, Ascomycota, Saccharomycetes, Saccharomycetales, Saccharomycetaceae. The transcript has a single exon. The record is from RefSeq and is a predicted model, not a curated record. Gene Ontology annotation, cellular component: catalytic step 2 spliceosome; U5 snRNP. Gene Ontology annotation, molecular function: U2 snRNA binding; U5 snRNA binding; U6 snRNA binding. Bases 1 to 7239 code for a protein of 2412 amino acids. Gene Ontology annotation, biological process: spliceosomal tri-snRNP complex assembly; mRNA splicing, via spliceosome.